GCCGACAGGUAUAUUCGCUUUGUUGCAGUCGGGCGCGGCACGCUAAAAACGACGGAUUCAAGAUGCGUCACUACGCGAGUGCAUUCCUGCCGCACCUGCUUCUAGUACUAUCGGCUGCGUGCGCAGCGCAGAAGCCCCUUACUCUAGAAGAAUGCAAAGGUAAAGAACCGAGCCCCGCUUUCAAGAAUGUCACCAUUUCGCCUUGCGACAAAGAUCCUUGCGUGAUCAAGAGAGGCGAGAAAUACAACGUCAGCUUCUCCUUCGAAGCGACUAGCGACGCAGACUUCAUGUUGUUGACCACGGUGGACCAUCAGCACACCGACACGACCAAUAUCCAGUCUGCGCGCUCGAUAAGCUGCCACUUCGUCGACCUGCCCUGCAACGUGACCAAGGGGGAGGUCUACCGAGGAUCGGCGACACUCGUACUGUACGGUUUACACAUGCCCGGGAACAUGACCUACGAGCUUGACGUCGCCAGUGACCAAGAAACGUUCGCAUGCGGAGUCGCCACGCUGACCGUCGAAUGAACGGUUUCAUUGAAGACGAGUCACGUGACAUCGAGAAGAAACGCGCGGACUCAGCUUACCAUGGUUGCAUGAGCAGACUGCUGCCAAGCCGCUUUCGCCGUACGACAUGCAGCGAACUUGUAGCUUAUUUCUUCACUCAGUAUUUGUCUGUGCCAUUGACCUGGAAUCAACAUGCACUUUUAAUACUGCGUCCUCCUUAACGUUUGUUCUCGAUAUAGCUACCCGUAUUUGUCGAAAUGUACACCACUAAAUCGUUGCUAUGCAGCGUGCCCCUCAACAUGUGCUGAAUAAGUUUGCUGGCAUGACAAUGCUGAAGCGAAUAAAGGUGGCAGCAUGAUUGGAUUUGCAUGGUAUUUUUUUUUUAUACCAAGGGAUUAUUGGGAAAGUGGCAAGCAAAGCUACAGGGUUUUGUUGGCUGUUAUCCACUGCACGCGAAGUGCGGUUGCUUAUUUUCUUAAUGCCUUUUUUAAUAAUUUCUAUGCUGCCUGCUUUUAAGUUCAUGUGCCUUAUAAGCUAUUGUCCUACCGAUAGGAGGUCCCCCAUGACAGUUUUACUGUGGGAUGUACUCCUGGAGCACUUGAACACGGCCACACUUUUGUAUCUUUAUGCUGUUACAAUAAACUUCAAACGCCAACAUA
This is a messenger RNA of Dermacentor silvarum, 1165 nucleotides long. RefSeq names its product mite group 2 allergen Lep d 2-like. The record is from RefSeq and is a predicted model, not a curated record. Bases 63 to 527 code for a protein of 154 amino acids. The transcript is spliced from 4 exons. NCBI's taxonomy places the organism in Eukaryota, Metazoa, Arthropoda, Arachnida, Ixodida, Ixodidae.